AUGAAUCUCCAUAUGCUUCCACUUUUAUGUUGUCUGCUUUUAUCGCCUCCUAUCGACGGCCGUGUGUACCUUAAAGAGACCUUCUCCACAGUUGAGCCUGAACACCUUGGCGUUUUUAAACAUAGCCGCAGAACGAAAGAGUACAGUGAGUUUGAAGGCAUCUACACCGAGGACACUUUCAAAUACUACCGAAUGACCCGAAAAUCGGCUCCCUUUGCUAACCUGAACAAGACUCUGAUAUUUCAGUAUGAAUUUCAGUACCCGAGACGACACGAGGGGAAGCUGCACAAGUGGAAGAAAAGGGGCACAUUUCCGGGCGACGAGGAUCGGCAUCUGCUAACCCUGCGGCUCUUUCCUAAUGAUACCUACGCAGUAAAUUUGGACAUGGAGACUAUAGCUGGCGGAAGGCUGGUUGACGAUUUUACCGAAUUUCCACCAGAAUUUAUUUACAAUGCGAGUGUUGCUAAGCCGAAUGAUUGGGAUGACAAAGAGUUCUAUGAGGAUCCAUCUGACAGAAAACCGAUCUACUGGGAAGAUGAGAAGAUACCCGACCCAGACUUUGACCCUCAUCUCACACAAGGACUCGAUUCUGAGCCCUGGGAUAUACCUACUGUGGCAAAUCCGCACAGAAUCUACGAAUGGCAGCCCAGGCGCCUUAGAAACCCACGCUACAUGGGCCCCUGGCUGGGUCAGCCUAUGGAGAAUCCCAAUUUCUCCACCUCGUUGCACGACCUUGGUGUUAUUGGUGGCGUGGCAUUCGAUAUUUGGCAGGUGCGUUAG
Molecule: messenger RNA, 780 nt
Organism: Dibothriocephalus latus
Lineage: Eukaryota; Metazoa; Platyhelminthes; Cestoda; Diphyllobothriidea; Diphyllobothriidae
Source: the annotation of a GenBank genome assembly